AUGUUAGAAAUUUUAGAAGAUGACGAAUAUUAUGAUAUUACUAUUGAAGUUGAAUUAAUUUCAAAAUGGAUCGAUAAAUUAGAAACUACAGACAAGAUAGCUGCUUCAUAUGACUUCAAUUUAUUAAUUAGUUUACGAGGUAGGCUUCCUGGUCAUUUAUUUCAUGAAGUUUGUGGCGAUAAAUUUCCUACUGUCUCGAUAAUUAAGGUGAAAGGAAGCGACGAAAUUCUUGGAGGGUAUAAUCCAAUCGCAUGGAGUUCUGGUAUAUUCUCUUCAUAUGAUAGAACUAGAGAAAGUUUUAUAUUCUCAUUUAAGGAUAAUGAUAUAAGUAAUCAUAUUUUAAGCCGUGUAAUGAAUGAACAGCGUGCUACUUAUAAUCGGAAUGAUUACGGUCCAACAUUUGGUUAUUCAGAUCUUACAAUAAGUCAAAAUUAUGGUAAUAAAUGUAUAAUGUCUGAUUAUGAGAAGCCGAUUAGAGAAACUAAAGAUAGAUUUGAUAUAGAGGUUUGUGAAAUAUUUUUGCUCACAAAAAUUGAUGCGGAUUAA
Funneliformis caledonium is the source of this 546-nucleotide messenger RNA. NCBI's taxonomy places the organism in Eukaryota, Fungi, Glomeromycota, Glomeromycetes, Glomerales, Glomeraceae. The record is from the annotation of a GenBank genome assembly.